CAAUUUUCAAAACCCACUUGAAUACUUGAUGCCUCGCCUAUAAAAACCCUUCAUCGCCAACCUUAUUUUCCAUCAUCCUCUGCUACAAACAACAAAAUGAAAACAUCUUUCGCUACCAAAUUCAUUUUCCUAAUCUUCAUCGCCGCUCCGCUAGUUUCUGCCCAGAACUGCAACUGUGCUGCAGGCCUCUGCUGCAGCAAGUACGGUUACUGUGGCACUACCUCUGAUUAUUGCGGCGAGGGAUGCCAAGCUGGUCCCUGCACUAAUUCUGCACCAAGUGGAGGUGGUAAUGCUGUUUCGGUUGCUGAUAUUGUCACCGACGAUUUCUUUAAUGGAAUCAUUAGUCAAGCCACAGGAGAUUGCGACGGAAAAAACUUUUAUACCAGAUCAGCAUUUCUUGAGGCACUUCAAUCCUACUCCUCGUUCGGAACUUCUGGUUCUGCUGAUGAUUCUAAGCGCGAGAUUGCAGCUUUUUUUGCCCAUGCUACCCAUGAGACCGGAUACUUCUGCCAUAAAGAAGAGACAAAUGGUCGCGACCACAAUUACUGCCAAUCAACGGCAGAGUACCCUUGCAACCCAAAUGUGAACUACUUUGGCCGCGGCCCUCUUCAGCUAACAUGGAACUAUAACUACAUUGAUGCCGGAAACAGUAAUGAUUUUGAUGGGCUAAACAAUCCGGACAUCGUGGCUUCAGAUGCAGUGGUGUCCUUCAAGACGGCCUUGUGGUACUGGAAGGUCAAAGUUCAGUCUGUUACUAGCCAAGGUUUCGGGGCAACCAUCCGUGCCAUCAACAGCAUUGAGUGCAACGGUGGAAGCCCGGAUGCUGUCAACUCGCGUGUCAGUCUUUACAAUUCAUAUUGCAGUAAAUUUGGUGUAGCACCUGGUGAUAAUCAGGGAUGCUAGAACAUCAUAGUUCUACUAUAUUUCAAUUUCAUUUAUGCCAUAAUAAGUCCUCCCAGAGAGAAGAAAUUGCACUAUCAAUAAACACAUCAAAUCCUUACUUUUACAACUAA
Molecule: messenger RNA, 1013 nt
Organism: Daucus carota subsp. sativus
Lineage: Eukaryota; Viridiplantae; Streptophyta; Magnoliopsida; Apiales; Apiaceae
Product: endochitinase EP3-like
Exons: 2
Coding region: 97-903 (268 amino acids)
Biological process (GO): cell wall macromolecule catabolic process; chitin catabolic process; carbohydrate metabolic process
Molecular function (GO): chitinase activity; chitin binding
Source: RefSeq, a predicted model, not a curated record